Molecule: messenger RNA, 5141 nt
Organism: Vidua macroura (Pin-tailed whydah)
Lineage: Eukaryota; Metazoa; Chordata; Aves; Passeriformes; Viduidae
Gene: ADAMTS12
Product: ADAM metallopeptidase with thrombospondin type 1 motif 12
Exons: 24
Coding region: 1-4884 (1627 amino acids)
Biological process (GO): extracellular matrix organization; proteolysis
Cellular component (GO): extracellular matrix
Molecular function (GO): metalloendopeptidase activity
Source: RefSeq, a predicted model, not a curated record
AUGUCAUGUGUCCCGCAGAGCCGGGCGGCACGCGUGCUCUCCCUCUGGCUCCUCGUCCUCCACGCCCAAGCGCCCUGCCUGGGCAGGGCCCCGCCGGCUGGCAGCUCCCUGUUCCCCGACGGCGGGCAAGAGCAAUUUGUGAAGAUGGUGCCAGAAUACCAUGUAGUUCAUCCGGCAAGAGUAGAUGCAAGUGGGCAUUUUCUUUCUUUUAAUCUACACCAUCACAUUCCAAGUCUGAGGAAGAAGAGAUACCUUGGAAAAAGUGAAAAUGUGGUAUACUACAAAAUUAAUCAUGAGGAGAAAGAUGUGUUUUUUAAUUUGACUGUCCACAUGGGAUUUCUUUCCCAUAACUAUGUAGUAGAAAGGAGACGUGGCAACCACACCAGAGCGAAGAUUUCAGCUCGCUCAGGAGUUCCUUGCCAUUUCCUUGGCACAGCAUGGCAGCAUGGCUCUGGCAGUGGGACAGCAGCAAUCAGCACUUGCAGUGGCCUGACUGGAUAUUUCCAUCUGCCCCAUGGGGAUUACUUCAUUGAGCCCAUCAAAAAGCAUCCACAGAAGGAGGGAACACCCCAUCCCCAUAUUAUCUAUGUUGCAGAUAACCUUCAAAAUGCUUUAAGGAGAAGACGGGCCAUCCCAAUGGAAAAGGAACGAGCAUGUGGACUGAAUGAUACCCACAGCUUUUUCAAACAGCAGCAGCAUCAGAGGGAGAGAUGGGAGCAAAAUCACACAGCUGCCAGGAGGGUUUCUCGGCGCUCUGUCAGCAAGGAGCGAUGGGUGGAGACGCUUGUGGUGGCAGACAGUAAAAUGGUUGAAUAUCAUGGAAGUGACCAUGUGGAGUCAUAUAUCCUCACUAUAAUGAAUAUGGUCACAGGGUUGUUCCACGAUCCAAGCAUUGGCAAUGCAAUUCACAUUGUGCUGGUCCGGCUCAUCCUCUUUGAGGAGGUGGAGCAAGGCUUGAAGAUAGUGCACCAUGCUGAUAAGACAUUAGCCAGCUUCUGCAAGUGGCAGAAGAGUGUCAAUCCCAAGAGUGAUGUCAACCCCACACACCAUGAUGUGGCUGUCCUUCUUACGAGAAAGGACAUUUGUGCUGGCAUGAACCGUCCCUGUGAAACCUUAGGCUUGUCUCACCUGUCAGGCAUGUGUCAGCCUCACAGGAGCUGCAACAUCAAUGAGGACUCUGGCCUCCCCUUGGCUUUCACUAUUGCUCAUGAACUUGGACACAGUUUUGGAAUCCAGCACGAUGGAAAAGAGAACGACUGUGAGCCUGCUGGAAAGCGCCCGUAUAUUAUGUCCCGACAGUUGCAGUAUGAUCCUACUCCCCUUACCUGGUCACAGUGCAGCAAGGAGUACAUCACACGGUUCCUAGAUCGUGGGUGGGGAUUCUGUCUGGAUGACAUCCCCCAAAAAGAAGUUCUGAAGUCCCCAGUCAUUGCUCCUGGAGUGAUUUAUGAUGUGCACCACCAAUGCCAGCUUCAGUAUGGUUCCAAUGCUACAUUCUGUGAAGAUGUGGAUAACCUUUGCCAGACCCUCUGGUGCUCAGUGAAAGGCUCCUGCCGCUCCAAACUGGAUGCAGCUGCAGAUGGCACUCGGUGUGGAGAAAACAAGUGGUGCUUCUCUGGUGAGUGCAUUACAGUGGGGAAGACUCCUGAAGCAAUCCAUGGCCAGUGGAGCGUUUGGUCAUCCUGGUCCCAUUGCACAAGGACAUGUGGAGCAGGAGUUCAAAGCGCAGAGAGGCUAUGUGAUAAUCCAGAACCACAGUUUGGAGGAGACUACUGUACUGGAGAGAGGAAGCGCUAUCGCAUGUGUAACAUCAGCCCCUGUCACAAAGACUUGCCAACCUUCCGUCAGAUGCAGUGCAGUGAAUUUGAUACAGUUCCCUACCAGAACGAAUUCUACCACUGGGUUCCCAUUUAUAACACAGCAAACCCCUGUGAGCUCCACUGCCGCCCAGUAGACGGCAAUUUUUCAGAGAAGAUGCUUGAUGCAGUCACUGAUGGCACUCCUUGCUUUGAAGGAAGGCACAGCCGAGAUAUCUGUAUUAAUGGCAUGUGUAAGGCUGUUGGCUGUGAUUAUGAGAUAAAUUCCAAUGCAACAGAAGACCAGUGUGGAGUUUGCCUGGGAGAUGGCUCUGCUUGUCGUACAGUGAAGAUGAUGUUUAAUCAAAGUGAAGGAUUUGGAUAUGUUGAUAUUGGGCUAAUUCCAAAAGGUGCAAGGGGAAUCAAAGUCAUGGAAGUUACAGAAUCAGGAAAUUUCCUUGCUAUGCGAAGCAAAGAUCCAGAAAAAUACUACCUGAAUGGAGGCUUUAUCAUCCAGUGGAAUGGUGAAUACGAAGUGGCAGGCACAAUAUUUCAGUAUGACAGAACAGGGGAUCUAGAAAAUUUGACUGCUCCAGGACCCACCAAUGAAUCAAUAUGGAUUCAGCUGCUUUUUCAAGAAACUAACCCUGGAAUAGAGUAUGAAUACACUGUACGCAAAGAAGAAAGUAAUGAGAAUGAGGUUGGAGAGCCAGAGUAUUUUUGGCAAUAUGGAGAGUGGACAGCCUGCAGUGUUACCUGUGGAAGAGGGCUGCAGCGGCAGAUCGCCCACUGCAUGCGGAGGGGGAGCAGAGCCGUCAAAAGCUCCUUCUGUGACCCAGCGACGCAACCGAAUGGGCGGCAGAAGAAGUGCCACGAGCAGGACUGCCCGCCCAGGUGGUGGGCAGGGGAGUGGCAGAAAUGUUCGACCACAUGUGGCCCAACAGGCCAGAAGAAGAGAACUGUACUUUGCAUCCAGACAGUGGGAUCAGAUGAGCAAGCUCUGGAUGUCACAGAGUGCCAGCACCUACUUAAACCAAAGACCCAUCUGUCAUGCAACAGAGAUAUCUUGUGCCCAUCUGACUGGACAGUGAGCAACUGGACUGAGUGCACAGUCACUUGUGGUGGUGGAAUAAGGACUCGUAAUGUCACUUGUGCCAAAAAUAAUGAUGAGCCAUGUAAUAGUUCCAAGAGACCAAACUCGAAGGCCCUGUGUGGUCUUCAGCAAUGCCCUUCUGCUGGAAGAUUUCAGAUUCCCUCACAGGCACCCAGAAGAGGCAAGAUCAUAAUCAGAAAAACAGCUGCCGAUCCUGAACAGAGUCUUCCUCACAGAAUACCCAGACCAAACUCCAGGUUCCAUACUACAACAAAAAUACCUAAGCAUGAAAGUGUAACUCCCUCUUUGCCUAAGUCCUCUAGUUUGGUCAAUAUCUCAGGAAAAGAAGGAGCAGCCAACAGGACAUUACAAAGUAAUUUUGCUGAAUCAAAUGAUGUUUACAAUUACCAAAUUGUUUCUACUGAAAAUAGCUCAUAUCAAAAUAGUACUUCGUGGCCUUUUCAUAACAGCUUAAGUACUGAAAUUAUAAGGCAUGCUGAAAACACUUCUAAAAGUGAGCCAGUUUCUACUGCAAAGAGUGAGUUGCAAAGAAGUGAGGACACUCCUGUUUCCUCUUCUACCAGUAAUCCAGAAAUAACUUCCAGCUAUGAUUACUUAACUGAGGAAUCUGACAACACUGAUGGGCCACUUGGAGUCAGCAAGAAAACAGGUGAUCUCUUUUACAGCACAGAACUCAAUCCUGAAAUCAGGACCACAAGCACAACCUUGGACACUGCCUCUCCUGUCACUCAGAAUGAGAGUGUGACUUCUCAGACCCCACAAGCAUCUCAUCACCAAGACCUUUCUGUGCUCAAUCCUGUAAGCAGAGCAGCACAAGGGCUGGCAUUUCCAACAGCAGCAAACUAUGUCAGUCUGCAAGCUGAUGUGCCUGUUGUAGAAGUAACAACCCCACAAGCACUGGUUACAGAAAUGCCUACAGAGCUUGGUCGUGCACCAAGAGAACAGGCUGACAGCAGAGAAGAAAUAAAGCUGCCUGACACCAUAACCACUAGCACACAGUCCUCAGCUCCCAAGCAUGCUCCAAACAACCAAAGUGCAGCAUCUGAGGGUGUUUUAAUGAAUCCCACAGACAACAGCCAUAUAAUAAUAUCCAACAAUUUGCCCAGUGAUGCCUAUUGGAUAGUAGGCAACUGGAGUGAGUGCUCUACGACCUGUGGAAUGGGGGCUUUCUGGAGACACGUGGAGUGCAGCAGCAGGAACACAUCUCACUGUCAGAACAUGAAAAAGCCUGAUCCUGCAAGGAGAUGUUAUCUCCGCCCAUGCGCUAGCUGGAAAACAGGAAAUUGGAGCAAGUGCUCUGUGAACUGCAGCGGAGGCUUCAAGACCCGAGACGUUCACUGCAUUGAUGUUGGGGAAAAGCGACUGCUCAGGCCUUUCCACUGCCAGUUACUUGGCUAUAAACCACAGCUCAACACUAGCUGUAACACAGAACCUUGCUUGCAAUGGCAUGUGGAGCCCUGGAGUGAGUGUUCGAGGAUGUGUGGUGGUGGCCAGCAGAGGCGGUACGUCUCCUGCCCACGGGAAGGGCACUGUGACUGGACCAAGAGACCUGAAGCCAUUGCAUCCUGUAACAGGCAGCCUUGCACACAGUGGAUUCACCAGGCCUGGAGCCCGUGUGCUGUUUCUUGUGGAGGGGGCAUUCAGCAAAGAACUGUGAAAUGCAUGAAUACAGAAACCAAUGAAACUGAAGAUGACAGUAUGUGUGUGGAUAAAGCCAAGCCCACAAAAUAUCAGAAAUGCAAUCUGCAAGAAUGCAGGAAAAAUACAGGGCUGCCCUGCAGCAAAGACCAGCUGUCAGUUCACUUCUGCAGGAGGCUGAAAGGUAUUGGCAAGUGCUUGCUGCCAUCAAUACAGACUCAGUGCUGCUUCACGUGUAGUCAGCCCCGAAUUCGGAACAAAGCAAGACAUGGGGAUCAGCGAGGCUUCAAACAACAAAAUUACACUAAACCUAGAAGAAAACCACCUCAAAACUAAGAAAACAACAACCAAGCAGCUUGGCACUAGCUGUUUUUUUUUCUUGUUUCCUUGAAUAGAGCUUCUGUUUACAGGUUUUAUGUUCAUUAUUUUUUUCUGAACCAUGCAGCAUAAAUGGAAAUCUGUGAUCAAAACUGGGAAAGCACAUCACCUAGGGUUAUCAGUCAUAAUUUACUGCUUCCGUUUUUUCUCUGUAAUAGUCCAAAAUUUAUAAUGUAAUUUUCAAUGUGCCAGCAGCUAGUACUACUUAGGCAUGU